AUGGAUUUCUCAGAAAAGCUGCACGUGGGCUGGAUAGGCUUAGGGUCAAUGGGUCUGGCAAUGGCGGCGAAUAUCCAGAAACACAUACAACAACAUCCAGACGCUUAUCCGCCGCUAAAAUACUGGAAUCGAACACUCUCACGAGGCAAACCGCUGGAAGAGCUCGGUGCCACGGCGUGUCCCACAAUCGCAGAUCUAGUCCAAACCUGCAAUGUCAUUUUCAUAUCUGUCAGCGACGACACAGCCCUAACCACCCUGGCCACCACCAUCCAAUCCAGCGGCCCCCUCUCCCAAAAAAUAAUCAUCGACACAACCACCGUCCACCCCUCCACCACCACAACAAUAUCCACUUCCUUCGCCCAGAAAAACGCUUCUUACAUCUCUGCCCCCGUCUUCGGCGCCACCCCCGUCGCAACCGCAGGCCAGCUCCUCAUCGCCGUCGCCGGACCCCCCGACGCUAUUUCUCGUGUAGCGCCGCUGCUCAAAGGCGUCCUGGCACGCCGCGUACUCCAUGUCGGCGAUGAAGCCUCGCAAGCCAUGUUACUCAAGACCACCAGCAACUUCGUCACAGCCGGCUUGAUGACAUUGCUGUCAGAAGCCCACAUUCUAGCCGAGACGUCUGGACUCCCCUCUUCCACUCUCGAAUCCCUCAUUGAAGAAAAUUUCGGCGCGUAUGCACUCGGUGUGUCGCAGCGCCUAACAUCUGGAUCUUACCUUCCUACUGUGGGACAGGCGCCGGCGUCGGGGCUGGAGCUCGGGAUCAAGGAUGUGGGACAUGGGGUUGCGGUUGCGAGGAAAAAGGGGGUCCAGUUGAGGAUUGGGGAGAUGUAUCUUGAGGCUGCGGGGGAGGCGAGGGGGUAUGUGGAGGAGAGGGGGCGGAGGGCGGAUAGUAGUGCAGUGUAUGGGGUUUUGAGGCAGAGGGCUGGGUUGGGGUUUGAGAGUGAGGUCGUUAGACGGAGGGAUGGAGAGGGUAAGAAGGAGCAUGUAGUCUAUCCAAAUAUAAUCGACGCCUAUGCAAAACCCCAACCUCUUAUAUAUAUAUCCGCUACGCACCUUCGGCAGCCCUUCGCUCCGCCUCUACUUCCGCAAUAA
This is a messenger RNA of Bipolaris oryzae ATCC 44560, 1092 nucleotides long. RefSeq lists its product as uncharacterized. The record is from RefSeq and is a predicted model, not a curated record. The transcript has 3 exons. The coding region runs from base 1 to 1092 and encodes 363 amino acids. Gene Ontology annotation, molecular function: oxidoreductase activity, acting on the CH-OH group of donors, NAD or NADP as acceptor; NADP binding. NCBI's taxonomy places the organism in Eukaryota, Fungi, Ascomycota, Dothideomycetes, Pleosporales, Pleosporaceae.